Messenger RNA from Lagenorhynchus albirostris (white-beaked dolphin), 396 nucleotides. RefSeq names its product fatty acid binding protein 6 (gene FABP6). Gene Ontology annotation, biological process: fatty acid transport. Gene Ontology annotation, molecular function: fatty acid binding. The coding region runs from base 10 to 396 and encodes 128 amino acids. The transcript has 4 exons. Gene Ontology annotation, cellular component: nucleus; cytosol. NCBI's taxonomy places the organism in Eukaryota, Metazoa, Chordata, Mammalia, Artiodactyla, Delphinidae. The record is from RefSeq and is a predicted model, not a curated record.
UCCGGCAGCAUGUCCUUCACCGGCAAGUAUGAGAUGGAGAGCGAGAACAACUAUGACGAGUUCAUGAAGCGCCUGGGGCUCCCCAGCGACAGGAUUGAAAAGGGUCGCGACCUCAAGACUAUCUCAGAGGUGCAGCAGGACGGGCAGAACUUCACCUGGUCCCAGAACUACCCCGGGGGCCCCUCCAUUACCAACAAUUUCACCAUCGGCAAAGAGUGCGACAUGGAGACCGUGAUGGGCAAGAAGUUCAAGGCCACUGUGCAGAUGGAGGGUGGGAAGGUGGUGGUGAACUUCCCCCACUACAACUACACUGCGGAGAUCGUGGAUGGCAAGCUGGUGGAGAUCUCCACCGUUGCAGGUGUGUCCUACGAGCGCGUGAGCAAGAGGCUGGCCUGA